AGUUGAAAGUGCUGUCCAACACGUGAGGCUCAUGUGACGGAGGUAGGUCAGUUACUGAGCUAGAGACGUGUCUGUAGUCACAGGGUUUAUUUAACACGUAGCCCAAUCCACCCACUCCCAUACAUUUAACCCAGCCUGCAGCUUCAAACUACAGCCGACUGCGCUUUGGAUCGCUGGGUGAUAACGUCGUGAGCGCUGUCGUUCUGCUUUUCAAGAGACAUCGUGGAUGAUGAAAAGUAAAGCGUAGAACAAUAAGCAGCUCGCAAAAUCUGAAGAAGAAAAAACAAAACGUCAGAGCAAGAGCGGUCUUUUGAUUUUUUUUUUUACUAAAUCAUAUACACUUUUCAUAUUCAGUUUUGCGACUGAACGGGAGAAACGAAAAAAAAAACUUUUGACUAUCGUACCUUGUUUCACGUUGGUUUCGUCGUCAGAAAAGAAAAUGGAAAGGAUCACAGCUGCGCAGCCACCCCCUUGCAUGACAAAACACACAUCGUUGGAAAUCCCUGACAUGCAAGGAAUGGAUUUCCCCAUGUACGUGUACAAGCCCAGAAGGGGAAUAAAGCGAGGGGAAGACAGCAAGGAAACUUACAAGUUGCCCCAUAGACUCAUUGAAAAGAAAAGGCGUGACAGAAUUAAUGAAUGCAUUGCUCAACUUAAGGAUUUGUUGCCAGAGCACCUUAAACUUACUACUUUGGGCCAUUUGGAAAAGGCGGUGGUUCUGGAGCUGACCCUAAAGCACGUGAAAGCCCUCACUAGCCUCUUAGAACAACAGCAGCAAAAAAUCAUCGCACUACAGAAUGGAUUGCAAGUCGGUGACCAUCCAGCUCACAGCCCUGACGUGAGCGAGGAAAUGUUCCGGUCUGGUUUUCACAUGUGUGCAAAGGAAGUUCUGCAGUACCUGGCCAACCAGGAGAGUGGACGAGAGCUGACCCCUUCCCAUAUGAUCAACCACCUGCACAAGGUAGCGUCUGAGGUCCUGCAGAGAACACCCAGCCCCCGAAUGGAGGAUCUUGGCCUCAAAGCUCAUGACCACAAAGAGAAGCCUGCCGGUUUGCAGCCCAAGAUCUUCGAGGGUCACGGGAAGAACUGUGUGCCCGUUAUUCAGAGGACUUAUCCCCAGGGAAGUGGGGAACAGAGUGGAAGUGACACAGACACUGACAGUGGCUACGGUGGAGAGCUGGAGAAAAAUGACUCAAAAAUGGAGCGGCAGUACUUCGGCAAGGAGAGUGAACUGAAGUAUGGCUUAGCUGACCAAGUGGCAGGCUCCAUUAAGCAAGAGAGCGAUGACCCGCCAAUGAAAAGAAUCAGGACUGAGUCUUCAGAGGAGGAGUCCCUCUCUGGCGGAGAAUUGCUGGGGAAUAACAGUGGCUUUCUAGGCUUUUCUCCACACCAGGCUCCGCUCUGCAUGCCUUUUUACUUGAUCCCACCCUCAGCCGCUGCAUAUUUGCCCAUGCUGGAGAAAUGCUGGUACCCCGGUGCGUUGCCAGUUUUAUACCCUGGCCUGCCAGGGUCAGUGGCAGGGGGCUUGUCCCCCGAGAAGCACCCAUCGUCGCUCUUGAUGUCCCCGAGAGUGGGCUCUCCACUGGCUGCGCAGACCCCCAUGGACUCUCCUGCCCUGCUUCAGGCUUUGAAACAGGUUCCUCCCUUAAACACAGAAACCAAAGACUGAGAACUUGGAAACCGCUGCGCUCUAAAGGUUGGCGCUGUUUAAAGACAAAACCACCGGUUGGUUAACUACUAAAGGAAGGAAAAAACAACAACAACUCAACAGCAUGAAUGGAGUCCUUCUGGUAGCAGCAGUUCUUCUGACCCAGUUUCAUUGCAGUGGAAGCACGCCACCACGCUUGGAAGCCAGCCCCACCUUCUAAACCUGAUGCUGAGAAAAAAAAACAGAGAUGCCAGUCGGCAUUCUUGAUCUGUUCACAAGGGUGUUGAGAAAGAGCAAAGGGUUGUACCAGUGAGACACUGUGAAGAAGGUAAAUUUUAAAGAAAAUUUUAAAAUAUACAGUAUGUAAAGGCUAAAACAUACGUUGGUUGCAUACCAGAAGGCUCCUUCUGUUGAAUAUCCAGCAGUGUUGAGAAUGUGAAAUAUAGAAACUCCCUAUUUACCAGGACGUACCCUUUGCACAGACACCUUGGUUGAAUGUAAAAACCCUGUAGAUGCUGCUUUUAAGUUUAUGUGCUGUAAAUGUAGGACAGGAGGAUCUAUACUACUUGUAUUAGCAGCUGCUGAAAAGGAAACAGAUCAUCCUGUUUUUUACACCAAAUAUUAGCCGUGGCUUUCCCCUGUUUGAAACCUUAUGUGGGCCAGAGCAGCCACUAUAAAGUAACGGAAUUGCUCUCCCUACUCUUCAUUGCUUCCCCUGAAAGAAAGGUACACCCAGGCAUUUUUAAGAAUGAAGUCAACAGCUGUUUCUUCAGGCUUCUUGUGCAGCAUUCUUUGCAGAUGGGGGAAAGGAUUUGCACAAAUGCAUUUUAAUUUUUAGUUUGCAUUUCAUUACCAUUAUGCAGUAGCCUUGAAAGAAAAUGGUAAUGUAAGCUCUUGUAACUACUUUGUUUAUACUACCUGUACAUCUCUAUUUUUGAUACGUGUUCUGCAGAUAUUACCAUUACGGCUAGAAAGAGUCAUAUAUGUAAAAGAAACGUGUACAUAGCACUGUGCUAGCCCUGAUUUGCAUUAUUCUUAAUAUUCAAGUUCAACCUGUUCUUUGUUCAUGCUGUUGCCUUUUCUUGUUGAAGCUAAUAAACUGAUAUCAGAUGUUUAUUAAAUGUAUUUGUAUAAAUACUGGAGUCUAAAGUAAAGAAAGAAAAGUGAAUGUAACAUUUUAAACAAGAUUAGUUUUGUAUAGGAAGAGGUACUUGGGUUUUUUUUUUUAUUUUGGGACCUACCAGAAGGUUGUCUGAUGUAUAUAUUUUGUCUAUAAAGUAAAUGUUGAUAUACAUUAUAUAAGCGUAUUAAUAAAGUAUUUUUUCCCUGUGGAAUGUAAGCUUUCUUGUUUAAAUGCCAAUGGCAAUAAAAUGUUUUGAUGAA
This is a messenger RNA of Lepisosteus oculatus (spotted gar), 3031 nucleotides long. It is a transcript of the gene bhlhe40, whose product is annotated as basic helix-loop-helix family, member e40. Gene Ontology annotation, molecular function: RNA polymerase II cis-regulatory region sequence-specific DNA binding; protein dimerization activity; DNA-binding transcription factor activity, RNA polymerase II-specific. Lineage: Eukaryota; Metazoa; Chordata; Actinopteri; Semionotiformes; Lepisosteidae. Gene Ontology annotation, biological process: circadian regulation of gene expression; anterior/posterior pattern specification; regulation of transcription by RNA polymerase II. Gene Ontology annotation, cellular component: nucleus. The record is from RefSeq and is a predicted model, not a curated record.